Messenger RNA from Armigeres subalbatus, 1697 nucleotides. RefSeq names its product tyrosine-protein phosphatase corkscrew-like. Gene Ontology annotation, biological process: intracellular signal transduction; peptidyl-tyrosine dephosphorylation; mitotic cell cycle. Gene Ontology annotation, cellular component: cytoplasm. NCBI's taxonomy places the organism in Eukaryota, Metazoa, Arthropoda, Insecta, Diptera, Culicidae. The transcript is spliced from 5 exons. Gene Ontology annotation, molecular function: non-membrane spanning protein tyrosine phosphatase activity; phosphotyrosine residue binding. Bases 1136 to 1471 code for a protein of 111 amino acids. The record is from RefSeq and is a predicted model, not a curated record.
GCAUUCGAAGCGCAAUCAGAAAAGGGGAGAAGAGAAAGACCCCAACAACACAACACACAAUCAGCGAACAGAAGCGAAUGGAAAACGAAACAGAGAAAAUAGAAGUCGAGUUUCGAGUGUCGUCCGCCAUAAAAAAAAUUGCCAGCGCAAACAUGGCUGCUUUUGGUGCCGUUCCGUUGUCGUAGAUUCCGAUUUGGGUUGUUGCCGUCGUGUCCGUUGUCGUUUAUUGUGUGCCGUUUCGUUUGUCGCCACCUUCGAUGCAAAUCGUCGCGAAAAAGUGAACGCGUCGUCCGUCGUCGGUGUGUUUUGAUCCAAGUAGUCGUGCGUGACACGCGGGUGUACAAUUGCGACCCCAUUUCCGAUACUGGUUCCGUGCAAAAGCUUGCACGGCCCUCGAAUCGUGACCAUAGGAAAGUGUUGCUGGGGACCCCUGGGGGCGGGCUUCAAGUUAGUGGCCAAGACGGCAUAGCAUCGUAACAUAAAGACGGUGGUUAUGUGAAUUUCCUUACCUCUCAGCAGCAGCCAGUCAGUGCAGCGAUGCAGAAAACAAUGGGAGAGGGCGGGCAGUGACCUGUGAGCAAGUGCAUCUACGAAUUUCGGUGGGGUUUUCUUUCGGUGCUGGAUGACUGGGCUAGUGAAAACAAGCUGCCAGGCUGUUUUGUGUGAACGUCGUCAGUGAGUUUCUAGUGCCCCCCUCGGAGGAUAUCCCGGAAAAUCAAGAAUCCAAACGUGAAAAGUGUAGUGAUUGGGAAUGCGAUGAAAUGAAUACAGAAAUCCGCUAAAAAGUGAUGAAAAACUGUCCCCGGACAGAAACAGUGAGUGAAGAAAAGUCGGGAAAAUAUCAAAGAUCAGCGCACACACACGGUCCGCUGCCACCAUCAUCACCAGCGAGUUCGCGUGCUGAUUGGCAUUGAGAAGUGAGCGAAUCUAAACGACAACGAGAGAGCCAGUCAAGCGAGCGAGUGAGGGUGUGUGAAAAUUUCUGGUUGUGAACCUCUUUUCCAACCACGGGCCCCAAAGCUGCGCACACGGUGUGCGGUGGAACGAGGAGCAGCAAACGCCGGAGAAAGAGCAUCGAAGGCUGCCAACUAACAACAGCUGAUUUGGUACGCCGCCCGAUUCCUGGACCAAGGAGAUGAUUUCCCGAAGGUGGUUUCACCCAUCGGUAUCGGGUGUCGAGGCGGAAACGCUACUGCUGGAGCGAGGAUUCGAUGGAUCGUUCCUGGCGCGGUUAUCGUCAUCGGGUCCGGGUGCCUCCACACUGUCCGUCCGCCGAGGCAAAGAGGUGACCCACAUCAAGAUCCAGAACAAUGGCGACUUUUUCGACCUGUACGGAGGUGAAAAGUUUGCCACCCUGUCGGAGUUGGUUCAGUAUUAUAUGGAAAACGGAGGCCAGCUGAAGGAGAAGAACGGACAAAUCAUCGAGCUCAAACAACCGCUGAUUUGCGCUCAACCAACGACUGAAAGGUAAGUUGCGCACACAACAACGUAAUUUUCUGGAAUUACUUCGACGUAGUGGAGGCUACAAUGCAUGCUGCGGUAAGGCGCCCAAGAUGAUUAUAUGCCGACGGAGUCAUAAACCGAUGCACGCAAAUGUGGUUUGAGUUAUUAGAUUCAGGUUUUGCGGCUCGUUUGAAUAAGGCUGAGGAAAACAUUUCGUUCUAUUGGUGUAUGCCCGAGUAAAAGAUGAUUUUCUA